Messenger RNA from Galeopterus variegatus (Sunda flying lemur), 445 nucleotides. It is a transcript of the gene HIGD1C, whose product is annotated as HIG1 hypoxia inducible domain family, member 1C. The record is from RefSeq and is a predicted model, not a curated record. Gene Ontology annotation, biological process: mitochondrial respirasome assembly. Lineage: Eukaryota; Metazoa; Chordata; Mammalia; Dermoptera; Cynocephalidae. Bases 138 to 431 code for a protein of 97 amino acids. Gene Ontology annotation, cellular component: mitochondrion. The transcript has 3 exons.
CGAGCAGACAGGCAUAUCCAGCAAAUGAAAACAAAAGAAUAUAUAAUCAAGACUGUGUUGGGAGAGGGCAAAUGGAUUCUUUUUAAUAGGUCACAGCAACUACUUUUAUUUAUCUCCUGUUGUUACUAGAGAGAAAAAUGUCUUCUGAUAACCAGUGGUCAGCAUAUGAGGAUGAAAACCAAUUAUCCCGACUGAUGAAGAAAUCUAGAGACUCCCCUUUUGUUCCUGUAGGUAUAGCAGGCUUUAUGACUGUGGUGUCCUAUGGCCUUUACAAGUUAAAGUACAGGAGAGAUCAGAAAAUGUCCAUUCAUCUUAUUCACGUAAGAGUUGCUGCCCAAGGAUUUGUUGUAGGAGCUGUGACUUUAGGUGUUCUCUAUUCUAUGUAUAAGGAUUACAUUAGACCUCGAUUCUUCAGUGUGUCCAAAAAAUGAAGCUAUAUCCUGGA